Choloepus didactylus (southern two-toed sloth) is the source of this 1866-nucleotide messenger RNA. It is a transcript of the gene SFRP2, whose product is annotated as secreted frizzled related protein 2. Gene Ontology annotation, biological process: canonical Wnt signaling pathway; non-canonical Wnt signaling pathway; negative regulation of canonical Wnt signaling pathway. Gene Ontology annotation, molecular function: Wnt-protein binding. NCBI's taxonomy places the organism in Eukaryota, Metazoa, Chordata, Mammalia, Pilosa, Megalonychidae. Bases 136 to 1023 code for a protein of 295 amino acids. The record is from RefSeq and is a predicted model, not a curated record. The transcript is spliced from 3 exons.
CGGCCGCCCCACCGCCGCUUUCCAGGACCGCGAACCGCACACAGCGGAACGAGCGGGCCGGGAACCAGCUCGGGUUCCAACCGCGUCGCGCGUCCCCGGCUCUGUUCCUCCGCCCCCGGGGGUCGUGCACCCACAAUGCCGCAAGGGCCCGGCUCGCUGCUGUUGCUGGUCCUCGCCUCUCACUGCUGCCUGGGCUCUGCGCGCGGGCUCUUCCUCUUCGGCCAGCCCGACUUCUCCUACAAGCGCAGCAACUGCAAGCCCAUCCCGGCCAAUCUGCAGCUGUGCCACGGCAUCGAGUACCAGAACAUGCGACUGCCCAACCUGCUGGGCCACGAAACCAUGAAAGAGGUACUGGAGCAGGCGGGCGCCUGGAUCCCGCUAGUCAUGAAGCAGUGCCACCCGGACACCAAGAAGUUCCUGUGCUCCCUCUUCGCCCCCGUCUGCCUCGACGACCUGGACGAGACCAUCCAGCCAUGCCACUCGCUCUGUGUGCAGGUGAAGGACCGCUGCGCCCCGGUCAUGUCGGCCUUCGGCUUCCCCUGGCCGGACAUGCUCGAGUGCGACCGCUUCCCCCAGGACAAUGACCUCUGCAUCCCACUCGCCAGCAGCGACCACCUCCUGCCGGCCACCGAGGAAGCUCCCAAGGUGUGUGAAGCCUGCAAAACUAAAAGCGAUGAUGACAACGACAUAAUGGAAACUCUUUGUAAAAAUGAUUUCGCGCUGAAAAUAAAAGUGAAGGAGAUAACCUACAUCAACAGAGACACCAAAAUCAUCCUGGAGACUAAGAGCAAGACCAUUUACAAGCUGAAUGGUGUGUCCGAGAGGGACCUGAAGAAAUCGGUGCUGUGGCUCAAAGACAGCUUGCAGUGCACGUGUGAGGAAAUGAACGACAUCAACGCACCCUAUCUAGUCAUGGGACAGAAACAGGGCGGGGAGCUGGUGAUCACCUCGGUGAAGCGGUGGCAGAAGGGGCAGAGAGAAUUCAAGCGCAUCUCCCGCAGCAUCCGCAAGCUGCAGUGCUAGUUCUGGCGUCCAGGUUGCUCCCGACGGGCCAGCGUCAGAGCUGGGCUCGCCAUUUCUGCUCCAGGACUUCAGCUCCCCUUUCCCAGUCACAGUCCAUGCAGCUCCACCCCGGCCUGGAGCUUCCCUCCUGCCUUUUGCACAUUUGCACCCCCAGCGAUUCCUGAGUUAUAUAAGACCCCAGGAGGCCUCAGGAAUGGAUAGCUGUUUUCACCUAAAGGAAAACCCACCCAAAUCUUGUAGACAUACUCAAACUAAUAAAAUCAUGACUAUUUUUAUAAAGUAUUAAAAUAGCUCACUGCAAAGCUAGAUACCAAUAGGUGCAACUGUGACUUGGGUCUGUUUGAGUCACUUGUUUUCACUUUCCACUGAGGUUGCCUUUGUGCAAAUUGCUUCGUUUUUCUAUGUAGCUCAAACUAUCAUGACUCACACAUCCUGUUGAGGUAAAGCUGGCUGUUAUCUCAACAUCUCUUUGAGCUCGAGCCUGAGACUUGGUGUCUAAGUUUUAUAGAAAUUCACCUGUCAUUUUACACCCUUGUUGGGGACUUAUAACUGUUGCAUGUAUUACAUUACCAGGUACAAUACUUCAUUGGUAAAAAGCACAUUAACCUUUAAACAUAACAUGAUUUCUUCAAAUAAAGGGCAAAAACAGAUAAAUGUUCUAUUUGACCUGAGUACUUUAAGCUUUGUUUAAGACAUUUUUUACCUAAUUUUCUAAUUAAACCAUUGUAGCUUACCUGUAAUAUACAUAGUAGUUUACCUUAAAAAGUUGUAAAAAUAUUGCUUUAACCAACACUGUAAAUAUUUCAGAUAAGCAUUAUAUUCUUGUAUAUAAACUUUACAUCC